AUGGCCUCAGGAGUGUUUGGUACCCCCAUUUCGGAGAAGACGGUGAUAGCCACUGGUGAGUAUAAGGAACCCAUUACUCAAAAGGAUGUUGCAGACUAUGCCAUGAAGAUGAUCAACGCCGGUGGUAAGGAUAUUAACGCACUAACCUUCGUCGACAAUCUCAAAGAGCGGUACGGUAACGGAAUAGCUGUAAAAUGCCUCAUCUACAAUGCCACUGGUGCCACUUUGAGCUUGGCUAAGUACAACGAUUGGCACGGCCAUAUCUAUGAUACACCCUACCCAUCAGAUAUUCAGAAUGGGCAAUGGGGUGCAUUCCUCCACGUCCACCCAAGUGGUGCUGCGGUUGGUUCAGCUGGUGCCGUUGUGUAUCGUACCAAGAUCCCCUCCAGCAGCAGGUCCUGCGAUUGGUUGUUCUCCUGGACCGCCCCCUACAUUGGUGACAACGGGGUGUACACCGAAAUCCGUGAGGAAGGACACUACCCAAGUGUGGGAAGCUGGGGUUAUAUCUAUGGUGUGAAGCUUGCAAAUUCAAAUCUCAACUCUACUGAUGAAAACUAUGGAUAUGUUUCCAAGACUAAUAUCGGUGAAGGCUCUACCAUGAACGCCCGUGGAGUUUUCCAGUAUCCCUACUAGAUCUCGUUAUCAACAUCAAAGGCUUGUGUGGCGAAGACGUUGCGGUGUAUUUCCUAAGAUCCGGUGUUCAAACUAUGGAUAUGUUUCGUCUACUAUCUUUGUGGUGCAUUUCCUUAGAUCGGGUGCUUAUGAAUAAUCAAGGAAGAAGACAAUAAAUGAGAUAUCAUGUGUAAUUUUAUAUUAUUUACAAGUCGUUUGUGCCAAGCUAUCCCUCUUUUGUACCCACUACUGUUAUCCCUAAUAAAUAUCAAAUUUAUGAUA
Hordeum vulgare subsp. vulgare (domesticated barley) is the source of this 894-nucleotide messenger RNA. RefSeq names its product 23 kDa jasmonate-induced protein-like. Bases 1 to 633 code for a protein of 210 amino acids. NCBI's taxonomy places the organism in Eukaryota, Viridiplantae, Streptophyta, Magnoliopsida, Poales, Poaceae. The transcript is spliced from 3 exons. The record is from RefSeq and is a predicted model, not a curated record.